Molecule: messenger RNA, 1654 nt
Organism: Gymnodraco acuticeps
Lineage: Eukaryota; Metazoa; Chordata; Actinopteri; Perciformes; Bathydraconidae
Product: neural cell adhesion molecule L1-like
Exons: 9
Biological process (GO): cell-cell adhesion
Source: RefSeq, a predicted model, not a curated record
AAUUUCUAAUUUGUAGGUCAACAUCAAGUCAAUGUUCCUCUCCUUGGAGUAAAUUCAUAUUUGUCUUGUUUCUGGAGAUGAUUUAUGUUUGAUGAAAUUAAUGAUGUACUUUCUUUCUUCUCUCCCCUUGUCCUGUGUGCCCUCCCCUCCUCCCCCCUCAUCCCUCCUUUGUUCUCGGGUCAAUCCUCCCUCUCCCUCCUAAAUCUCUCCCCCCUUCCCUCUUCUUCUUCUCUCCUCUUUUUGCAGCGGGAUAACGGAUCGUAGACCUGCAGAACCCUCAUUCAGAGCAUCACUGUGAAACACACACUCACACACACACACACACACACACACACACACACACACACUUAAUACAGUUGUUUACUCCUCUCCACUCUCCAGAGGCUCCCCCUGAAGUGUGUGGAUAAAGUGGGAGGGUGUGUGUUUGUGUAUGUGUUGAUGAGUGUGUGGGUGUCUAGUGACACUUUUCAUGGGACAUUGAGAGAUGUGUGUGUCACAGUGGACGGGCUAUAGGGGGCCGGUCUCCCCCACCCUCCCCCUGCUCCUCCUCCCCCUCCUCCUGUCCUUCUUCUCCUCCACGCCCCCCCUCGCUCAGGGAGCCAUCAGCAUCCCCGAAAACUAUAAAGUGCAUAACAUGUCGGAGCCUCCGGAGCUGACAGAGCUGCCACUCUCGUACACAGUCUUUUCUCACGAAGACAUCAAUCUGCCCUGUGAGGCCACCGGUAACCCAACUCCCACUUUCCGCUGGGUGAAAGACGGCGAGGCGUUCGGGUCGGAGCGUGAAGAGUUCGGGACGUUAAGAGCCCAAGAUGAAGAAGAGACACUCGACUCGUACGGAGGCUACUACCGCUGUUACGCCUCGAACGCUCUGGGAACCGCCAUGACACAAUCCGUACAUCUCAUCGUGGAGCCUCAACCGGUUCUUCUAAAACAGCAACGGGUCGAUAAGAAAGCAAACGAGGGAGAUAGCAUGAUCCUGGCCUGCAACCCUCCAAACAGCUCCACCCCCCCGCACAUCCACUGGAUGGACAGGAGGAUGGUGCACAUCAAGCUGAACGACAGAGUGAUGGUCGGCCUGGACGGGAACUUGUACUUUUCUAAUCUUAUUAAGACAGACAGCAGAAGGGACUACUCCUGCAACGCUCAGUACACCGCAGCCAGGACGGUCCUCCCUCUCCCUGCUGUCCACCUCACUGUCAUACAUAGUAAUGAUCUUGUUCAUGGCAAGAAGCCUGACUUCUUCCAUCCCGUGGGCUCCCACAGCUCCGUGCAGGCCCUCAUGAGCCACAGCGUCGUCCUCGAAUGUCUCCCCAAAGGCCUACCAACUCCGAAGAUGGAGUGGAAGAAGAAGGAUGGCAGCCUGGAGGAAACCAGCGGCAGGGUGGAUUCAGAUUCACACGGCCGCUGGUUUCGCUUCGACAGCAUCGAGCAGAAUGAUGACGGGGAGUACGAGUGCAUCGCCUCCAACAACCAUGGCUCCGUCUCACACUCCUUCACCCUCACUGUGGAAGCCCCUCCGUACUGGGUGAAGAAGCCUCAGAGUCUGCGCUACGCUCCGGGGGAAACGGUGCGUCUGGACUGUCAGUCUGAAGGCAUCCCGACCCCAAAGAUCAGCUGGAGCAUCAACGGAGAGCUGCUCUCAGGUACGUUGAAG